Eublepharis macularius is the source of this 3091-nucleotide messenger RNA. RefSeq names its product E2F transcription factor 7 (gene E2F7). The record is from RefSeq and is a predicted model, not a curated record. The transcript is spliced from 13 exons. Gene Ontology annotation, cellular component: RNA polymerase II transcription regulator complex. Gene Ontology annotation, biological process: regulation of transcription by RNA polymerase II. Gene Ontology annotation, molecular function: DNA-binding transcription factor activity, RNA polymerase II-specific; RNA polymerase II cis-regulatory region sequence-specific DNA binding. Lineage: Eukaryota; Metazoa; Chordata; Lepidosauria; Squamata; Eublepharidae. Bases 36 to 2882 code for a protein of 948 amino acids.
GGCGGGGGGCUCGGAGAGCGACCGCGGCCGCUUGGAUGUGGGGCGCCCCUUUCCCCUCCGUAGAACCUCGAUGCGCCUCAGACGCGACCGUGGCUUUGGAGGCGCCGAAGCGAAGGUGCCCCUUUGAGAAGGCGGGGAAGAGAAUGGAAGCAAAUUGCUUAACACUGAAAGACUUGAUUAGUCCAAGACACACAAAGAUGAAUUUUACAGAUGAAGAUGGGGAAAAUGCACAAAAGGAAAACAUAUUUGAUCGACCUAGAAUGACUCCAAAGACACCAAUGAAAAAUGAACCCAUUGAUUUAUCAAAGCAAAAAAGCUGUACCCCAGAGAGAAAUCCAAUUACACCUGUUAAGCUGAGUGAUAGGCCCCUGACAGACCCGUGGACGCCCACAGCUAACCUAAAGAUGCUUAUUAGUGCUGCUAGCCCUGACAUGCGGGAUAGGGAAAAGAAGAAAGAGCUUUUCAGACCUAUUGAGAACAGUGACAUUUGUGAUGCCUUUCCUGAUUCCUUGCAGUGUGAUAAUGUAGAUGAUGGAACGUCAGAUGACUAUGAAAAGCAGAGACCCAGCAGAAAGCAGAAAAGCUUAGGGCUGUUGUGCCAAAAAUUUUUAGCUCGUUACCCUCUGUCAGCAGAAAAAACAACGAUUUCUUUGGAUGAAGUGGCUUCCAGUCUUGGAGUUGAACGCAGGCGAAUUUAUGACAUAGUGAAUGUCCUGGAGUCCCUUCAUCUUGUUAGCCGAGUGGCUAAGAAUCAGUACUGUUGGCACGGUCGGCACAGCCUGAGUCAGACUCUGAAAAACCUCCAAGAAAUAGGAGAGCUGCAAAAAUAUGAAGAGCUGAUGGCUUAUUUCCAGCAUAAAGAAAUAGACCUUGAGUGUAGAUUUGGAGAACACAAAAGAGAGACCUUUAUAGAUUUCCAAGACAGACAGUUGCUUGACUUCUCAGAGACAGACUGUCCAUCUGCAUCUGCAAACAGCAGAAAGGACAAGUCGUUGAGGAUUAUGAGCCAAAAAUUUGUCAUGCUGUUCCUUGUCUCCAAGACCAAGAUAGUCACUCUCGACAUAGCAGCAAAAAUAUUGAUAGAAGAAAGCCAGGAUACUGCAGAUCACAGCAAAUUUAAAACAAAGGUACGAAGACUGUAUGAUAUUGCCAAUGUCUUGACAAGCCUGGGGCUCAUAAAGAAAGUUCAUGUAACAGAAGAGAGAGGUCGCAAGCCAGCUUUCAAGUGGAUUGGGCCUGUGGAAUUCGGUGGUGAUUGUGGUGAUAUAAAGGUGGAUAAUUCAACCUGUGCUGCUUUAAAAGACGUGAAAGGGGGGAUCCGUGUUCCACACCAAGCUUGUAUUAAUGGGAAAGAGCGUUUCUCACGGCAUGCUUCUUUUAACACCACUCAGCCUUCCAAAGUGGUCAAGAGGAAGGUCAGCUCUGAACCCAGCAGUCCACACAGGGGAAGGCAAGAAGACUGCUGCUCCAAAAUGAUAAAUCUGGCAUCAGUUUGCUGCCAGAAGAUGGAAGAUGAUAAAAGUAAAACUUUUGUCACUGAAAGAACAAAAAACCUCAGCAUAAUUUCUCCCGUCCCUGUUCUUGCGCUUCCUGGAGACUCAGACUACUGUCUCAAAGCCUUCCCUCAGUUAUCGACGACUGCCUGCUCAGACAUGCUACAUAUCUCUCUACCAAAUGGAAUGAACAAUCAACUCCCACCAUUGUCUGGUCCAUCCGCUUCCAAAACUGAGACGGGGAAAUCCACUGUACUCUCUAGUCAAUCUCUUGUUUAUUUGCAGUCUCCCUCUAUAUAUAUGCUGUGUGGGAAUCUUCAGGAAAGUCUUCUAACUAUGGAGGAUAAGGGUAUUAUAGGCUUCCAAGGCCAGACUUCACCCCACCUACCAGAAACUGCUGAAUAUCCCCUUGACUGUCGUAAGCGGAAUUCUCAGAGUUGUGCUUCCCCCACUGCACCGCCUACUGCUAAAAGACAAAACACGGAGCAGAAUGACGGUCCCAUUUCAUUGGUGCUGUCUAAGCCUUCUAAGCCAGUGGACCCAGAAGCUUCUGCAGAUCAUAACUGCAAUUCCACUGAUGAAUUAAAACCUUUCCAGAUUGAAUUGGGGACUCCUAUUGUGAAAACUUCCAUAAACGAGGCAACGAAACCCCUAGAAACUCAAGAGCAAGAAAAGCUAUAUAGGAGUAAAGUUCUCAAAGAAAACAUGAAUGAAAAUGAACAGGCCUCUCAAGAAGAUGGCAAGCACUCCUUCUUACCACAGUAUCUUUAUGUACAGCCUACAACAGGAUUAAACAGUUUUAAUUUCCUGUUUCCUGCCAACCAAUCUCCUGAUCCAGUCAACCUCCCUUCAAGUCAUUUGCCUUCACUUAGCGUUCCCUGUGUGGUGGUCCCAUCUCCUGCGCUGGCAUCUUUCCCUCUUAUCUGUUCUCCAGCCGUCACAAGUCAGCUUUCUUCUACUCCCUCUGGCUCUUUCCCAAAUGUCACAUGUAUGAAUUUCAGCAUGCCUGGCCUGACCUCUACAGCACCUGUGUUCAUUGGGGCUCCAGCCGUUAUUACUCCAAACUCAUCACAGCUAUCAUCACUGGACUCACACCAGCAGAUACAUUCAGCCGUGCAUCUGAGCCCUGUGCUAGGUUCUGCCUGUGGCUCUGUUAAAGCAGACUCCUCAGCUUGUAUGGGCCACCCGCUCACCCUUCUCAAAUUGCAGCAGCCUUCUUCAGCCCCCCUGACUCCUAAGAACAUUCGUCCCAUACACCAAGAAACAUUUUUCAAGACACCUGGCAGCCUUGAAGAUCCUUUUGCAUGGCGAAAAAAUGAAGGCAACCAGAGCAGAACCGCCAGUUCUGUACAAAGAAGAUUAGAAAUCUCCAGCAGCAGCUCUGACUAAUCCAGCUCAUUGCAAGAGGUGUAGGCAGCUUAGGAUAUAGCCUCGAAUGUUACAGAAACAAUCCGUUAUUACAUUGAAAAGGGGAGGAAUGGCAUACAUUCAGCUGUCAAGCAUUCACACCCUGUUUUGUUAACUUAAGAAUUACUCCAGCUAGAUUGAAGUUUUAGGUGGAUGGCUAUGUUGGUCUGUAGUAGAACAGCAAGAUUCAA